GCAUGAUCGAGCUUCAUUCAUUUCAUUCGCUAGUGAAAAGUAUGGCCGAACGUACGUGUUGAAAGUGUGAUGACAUCAUUUUGACCCCCGCCCGAUUUUUCUGCAACUGGCAGAAAGAAUAAGGUUUUUUCGCGGUGCGUUUGCAGGUCAAAAUAAAUAGCAACUAGGCAAGAAUUCUAAAGUGUGAAGAAGUUGCAGUGAAAAAUUGGUGAAUUUUGUGCAAAACCCUCCACAGUUGCUGUUCCGUGUGCAAAACUUCGGUGGAGCUCUGGAUAGUUCGUUAGCAUUGAAGAACGCGACACGUCUCGUCGGUUCCGGAGAAGAAGCGAGCAACAUAACGACGCACGGCUGUGGCGUCCCGCCAAGGUGCCAUAGCAGAAGAAGAGGCACCUGUUCUCUAUCUCCCCUACUGCAGGUCGUCGUAGUGGAGUAGUGAAAGGUAGUGGUAGUGAUUCUAUUUUAAGUGUAGUAGCAAUAACCAGAAGCCAGUGAUAGUAUUAGUGUCAGCACGUUCAAAUCAACUCCGAACCAUGUGGACAGUCAACAGACGCGGCGGCGGGCCGGCUAUAAUCUUGCUGGUGGCCACCCUACAUGUCCUCGCCGUGCAGAGUCUCAUUCACUCACCGCCUCGCAUUAUCAAGCAGCCCCCAACCGACGAGAUGCUUUUUCAGGUGGCCCAGCCAAGCGAAAACGACAAGCCCUUCAUCGUUGAAUGUGAAGCAGAAGGUGAACCGACACCAAGAUAUCGAUGGAUCAAAAACGGCAAAAAGUUCGAAUGGCAAACGUACGACGACCGCAUGUCGCAGCAGCCUGGCCGCGGUACGCUGGUAAUCAAAUCGCCUCGUGAUGAGGAUCUUGGUCAGUAUCAGUGCUUCGCGGAGAACGAACACGGCACGGCGACCUCCAACUCGGUAUUCGUUCGUAAAGCCGAACUGAACUCGUUCAAGGAUGAAACCGCCAGAACCGUCCAAGUAGAUGAGGGUUCACCCUUCAAAAUGCAGUGUCAACCUCCGGACGGUUGGCCACGACCGAACGUGUACUGGUUAAUUCAGAAUAUGGACGGCGGUAUCAGUUCGAUCAACAACUCUCGAAUGACUCUGGAUCCGGAGGGUAAUCUGUGGUUCUCCAACGUAACUCGUGAUGACCAGUCGGAUGACUUUUAUUAUGCUUGUGCUGCUUCUUCGUUGUUCCGGAAUGAGUACAAAAUCGGUAACCGUGUGUUGCUGCAAGUUAAACAAACGGGUAUCUCCGCCGCUCAAAAUAAACAUCACCCGCAGCGACAGUACGUUUCUCGAAAGAAUGAAGUCGCGCUGAGGGGGAAGAAAAUCGAAAUGUUCUGUAUAUAUGGCGGAACACCUUUACCUCAGGUGGUAUGGACCAAAGAUGGUCGACCGAUACAGUGGAACGAUAAGAUUCAACAGAACAAUUACGGCAAGUCACUGGUAAUAAGACACGCCUCUUUCGAAGAUCAGGGUACGUAUCAGUGCGAAUCGUCGAACGGUGUUGGCAGUGCCGAGUCAUAUUCAAUCCGGUUGGAAGUACAAGCAGUGCCAUACUUCACUGUUGAACCGGAGAUCGUAAAUGCUGCAGAAGACGAAACUGCGGAGUUCCGCUGUGAAGCUACCGGUGUUCCGAAGCCCAAGAUCAUUUGGGUUCAUAAUGGAAAACCGAUCGAUCAAACUCCUAAUAAUCCUCGGCGUAUCGUCAGUACUAACAGGAUCUACUUCACUAAGUUGGAAAAGAGUGAUACGGGUAAUUACGGUUGUAACGCCACCAACUCGCUCGGUUAUGUAUACAAGGACGUUUAUUUGAACGUUUUGGCUUUGGCACCCGAAAUCACCGAACCUCCAAAACUGGAAUACACCGUCGAUCGGCGCAAUGUUACCAUGACCUGUCGUGUAUUCGGUGCUCCCAAGCCGGAAGUUAAGUGGAUCCGAAAUGGUCGUGAACUUACCGGUGGUCGAUAUCAAAUCCUAGAAACUGGAGAUCUUUUCAUCAAAGGGGUGGAGUUUUCCGAUGCAGGCGAGUAUACUUGUAAUGCUGUGAAUAAACUUGGCGAAAAAUCAGCCAGCGGUGAACUGGUCGUUAAAGAACACACCCGGAUUAUUGAUGAACCGCAGGAUUAUGAGGUUGUUGCCGGUACGCAGGCCACUUUCAGGUGCAAUGCUGUUGCGGAUUCUUCGUUAGGUUUAACGAUCGAAUGGCUGACAGAUGGUGUUCCAAUUGAUUUUGAAACCCAACCACGAUUUGUUAUGACGAACGAUUACUCUCUGACAAUUUCGAAAACGAUCGAGCUGGAUACGGGAGUGUAUUCCUGCGUGGCGAGAACAGACUUGGAUGAAGUCAAUGCGAAUGCUACUUUAACUGUUUAUGACAGACCGAACAGUCCUUCUCUGACUGGUAUUGAAUGUCAUCAGGCCGUAGCAACAAUUUCAUGGAAACCAAACGGCGAUAAUCGUUCGCCUAUUCUACAUUAUACCAUUGAAUUUAACACUUCUUUCACUCCGGAUAGUUGGGAAAUUUCCACGAAAGACGUACCUGCGACUGAUUUUACCUACAGUGUAGACAUGAGCCCAUGGGCCAAUUACACGUUCCGGGUGAUAGCUAUUAACAAAGUUGGCCCUUCGUUACCGUCCGGUCACAGUGAUAUCUGUACCACACAACCAAGUGUUCCAUUCAAAAAUCCCGAUAACGUCGAAGGGCAGGGAACUGAACCGACCAACUUACUGAUCAAAUGGACUCCGAUGUCGGAAAUCGAACACAACGCUCCUAGAUUCCAGUAUCGUGUAUACUGGCAGCUGGAUACUGGAGUAGACAACUGGAACACAGAGGAUAUAUUCGAUUGGCGGCAGUCAGAAUUGCUUGUACGUGAUCAGCCCACUUUCCAGCGGUAUCGAAUUAAAGUUGUAGCCAUCAAUGAACUUGGUGAAGCAAAUGUUGCACCCAAAGAAGUUAUCGGAUAUUCAGGAGAGGAUAGACCCCUGGUUGCUCCUACCAAUUUUACGCUCAUCCAAGUUACCGCCCCUACAUCUGCCAUUCUCAGUUGGAAUCCGGUAACUGAAGAGAGCGUCCGAGGUCAUUUCAAAGGCUACAAAAUUCAAACCUGGACCGAUACCGAUGGUGAAGAAAAUUUGCGAGAAGUUCUCGUAACAUCGGAUUCAAAACAAGCUUUAGUCACGGAUUUUAUCCCGGAUUCAACCAACUAUGCUCGAAUUUUGGCGUAUAAUGGAAGAUUCAAUGGGCCAGCCAGCACUACAUUAUCCUUUGAAACGCCCGAGGGAGUCCCUAAUACGAUACAAUCGCUGGAUGCCAUACCCCUGGGUUCGUCUGCUUUCCUACUUAAAUGGAAGAAACCGCUACAAACAAAUGGAAAAUUAACCGGCUACAAGAUCUACUACGAGGAGGUUAAAGGAACCUCGUUCGGACCUAGGAUGGAACGGGAGCCGCACAUUCAUGACCCACGUAUUACCGAUGCUAAACUUGGUAAACUGAAGCAGGCUACCAAGUAUCGAGUACAUGUCGUAGGAACCACAAAAGCAGGAGAGGGUCAAGACUACUACAUCGAACAAAAGACUGCCAGUGGUUUAGCCAUACCACCAGACCAACCCUAUUUUGCCUGGGAACGUCAGCCUAAUGAUAAUGGUCGUGCUGACAUCAAGGUCAUUUGGCAACCCAAUCUAGAGGGUAAACCGGGAUCACAUUUCUUCAUCAAGUACCGCAUCAAGGGAGAAAAUCAGUGGUUAAUGACCGAACCUGUUCUGUACGAGAACCAUCACACCGUUCAUGGAUUGGAUCCGGACAGUAACUACGAGUUCCGAGUAGUUUCAGUCGAUGGCGAAUAUCAAACCGAGUCGCUAUCGCAAGAAGUGGACACCUAUGGAAUAGAGGGCCCAAUCAAAGUUCCCAACGAGAAUGUGGCCACCGCCGGUUGGUUCAUCGGAAUGAUGCUCGCAAUUGCCUUCCUGAUACUGUUGCUGAUUAUCAUCUGCAUUGUCAAACGAAAUCGCGGUGGCAAGUACGAUGUGCACGAUCGGGAGCUGGCGAAUGGACGAAAUGAUUAUACCGAGGAGGGCGGGUUCCCCGAGUACUCGCAGCCUGUUUUACGUGAUUACAGCUUGGACAAUAAAAGCCAGGGCCGACAAUCACUGAACUCGCAAAAAGUCCCACCGGAAAGUGAUACAGAUUCCAUGGCGGAAUAUGGUGAAGGUGAUACAGGAGGACAGUUCACCGAAGAUGGUUCCUUCAUCGGACAGUAUGUGCCCGGUAAGCCACCAGUCAGCGCCCAUUCUACACCACAAAAUCCGUCGCUGCAAGGAGCCAACGCUGGCAUGGCCACUUACGUCUAAGCUAGGAUCUACUGUUUGGUUUUUAUGCUGGAAGGACAAUUGCUUGUUACUACUCGCCUUGAGCUGACGAUGUUAAAUGAACUUUGCGAACUGUAUGCGACAAACGAACAAACGAAGCGGACAGAAGAUACACAUCACCCAGCAGCUUACUUUUUAUCAUUUUUUUUAUUCUUUUGUAACUAAAAAUACAAAUAAUAGUUCUAACGGAUAAACAAACUAAUUACCCGGAAGCUAGGAAAUAGUAUUAAAUAACUCUCGAAAAAAAAAUCAACUCGAAUCAAUGUGUUCAUCACUCAGAAUAAAACACACGACAAGUUAUUUUUCUUUCUUUCAAAGUAAGUACAAAACAUACGGGAAAUUACUAGACGUCUAAAUUUAGUUAAACGCUUCUCGAUAGGUCGCAGUUCAGUACCGUUAGUCAUACAUGCGUAGAAGGGGGCGUCUGAAAAAAAACUUCAGUAAUUAAUUCCAUUUCGGUUGUAGCGCAACCAUAGCUUAAAUCGAUCCCAUACCAGAGCCGCAUUUUAUGUAAAAUCCGCACGUUUAGCUUCAAUGUUGACCGAAAGCAGCUACCAUAAAACAAAAUUUUGCGAAUGAUCUACUCAAAGAGUGGGUUCUAUCGCCCUGAAAUAUCUGCUUAAUUGUUUCGUAAACAUAAAAUCAAUGAACACAAUUCGUUGUUGCAAACGCAUUCUUUGUCUUAGUCCGGUCUAUUUAUGCUUUUUUGUUUUAUUUUGUAACAUUUGUAUUGUUUACUUUAUUUAGGUAACUUAUUCAUUGAUCGGUAAACCGAUCGGAAAUAUUUUCUGCUUUAGUCCUACUCGGUAGCUCUUGUUAGAAUUUAGUCGAUAUCAGUUCAACAACCGGGCAGUAUCGCGACAAGGGAAGUUAUCAAUUUCGUCCAGUAAGCAAGAAUCUCUUAUUCGUACUAGUUGUAAUUGCUAGGGAAAACACACACACACACACACUCAAACAAAAAGCCUACCAUUAAACUAUUUCCCUCUCUCCAUCUUUCAAUCUUCCAAACUUGCGAAGGGAAAGUGAGUAUGUUUUAAGUUGUUGUUAAUUUUAUGCCCGUUUAUAAAAUUAGUGAAACGAAAUGAAAUGCAAUGUGCUGAAAAAGAAAACGUGAUUUGGCACAAAACUAUUUUCUCCAGGGUAGGCAAGCUAGAGGGCAACUUUCGUCAAAUGUGUAUUUGCUUUUGCAAUGCCAGUUGCCGACGGGAAAUAUCAUUUCACCGUUGGGGCUCCGAAUUAAAACAUCACACAAAUAUCUAUCACACUGAUGCGCAUAUGCACUAGGAGAGAAAAAAAAAGCUCUUUGCACUGAGAGCGCAAACCAUAGAUCUGUAUAUAAUGCGAAAGUGCUGCAAUUAUUUCCCAUUAAUUUUCGAAUGCAAAUUUUUUAGGCUAAGAACAAUAAGAAAUGAGAAUCGAAUAUGUUAGAAUGCAAUUCUUUUUUAAUAGAAAUUUCCUUCAAUUAGUUUUAACUGUUUAGUAAGAAAAAGCUAAAUGUUUACUUUUAUUUUGUAAUAAAGAAACUUCUUUACAAAACAUAUUGUUUUUGAUUUUUGUUUUAUUCGUAUUAAUAUUUAUUUUGGUUAUUUUUUUAUACUAAGAAGCACAAAUCUCACAUUACAAAUGAUUUGGGCUCAAAAUUGAUGAAAUUCAUCUUGCAGAGAAAUUUCGAACAAGUCUUUAAGAACUGAUUACAGCACCUGAAUAAUGCCAUUCGAUAACAGUUAACAGAUGUAUUUGUAUUUCGGUACUUCUCUUCAAAUUGAAUUUAAUAACCGCCGGGUACAAUUUCGCUCACGAUCUGAAUAUAAUACUAAAUUUAAGGGACAAUUUACAAUCUUAGGAUCACAGCCAUUGUUGCAAAACGCAAAAGCAGUUUUCCUCGCAAUUGGUAAGCGGAAAAUCAUAUGCUUCUGCAUUUUUCAACAUUGGCAGUUUUUCUAAGAUUUUUUGUAGAUCCUUAAACUCAAUAUGAUGACGAAAAUUCAAUUCGAAAGAUUUCAUCAUUUUUCAUUCGUCUUAUCUAGCAUUAGCUAUUUCGACAUAAAUGUUGUCAGAAUCUUAGUAAAUCUGUGGAAUAAAUUCGAGCGAGCUUAAGAUUCUGAACUAAUUGACUCAAGUGGCACGUUCCUCUGGAGCUUAAGCUUAGUCUUUCAUUCAAACAUUUUACUCGGUGCUUUUGCCAUUUACUCUGGAACAUUUGAUGUAAAUGGUAUUUAUUUCAUGUGAAAUGUAGAUUUGCAUCAAUGUUUUAUGUAUUUAGAGCUGGAUUUUUUAAAUUUGUUUCGAUUAUGUAUGAUUUAACCUUGUGGUCAUUCCAUGCCUUUUGAUAUAAUUUCUGUACUGUUCAUUCUAAUGGGUUCCCAUUUAGAUGCGAUAAAAAAUUCCGAAAAACUUCAGAAUCUUCAUGAAACCGAAAUCUUGAUUUAAAUUCGGGACCAAUACUGAAAUGAUUCGAUAAGUUUUAAAACGUCUUUGGCGACAGAUUCUGUCUAUUUUGUUGGUAAUAUCUUUGAUUCAAAUAAAUUUCGUUACGUUGUAACAAGUCGGGGUUAACCUGUUUGGCAUGUUUUUGCAAUAACGGCAAUUUGGCAUAAUGGUAGUUUAGUAGUAAAAUUUACAUAGUAUUUGAUACUGCGAUUUUCGUUUGUCAUAACGUCAUAUGGCAUAAAACCAUUCAAUAUAAUGUUACCUUCACCACAACGGGUUUCGAAUUUAACUGAGGGACAGCUCCUAGCUUUGAGUAGAUCGGGUAAACGGAAGGAUUACAGGCUUGUAUGCCAUGAACCGCCAAUCAAAUGUGAUUGUUCCAAACAUGCUUCAUGUCAAAUAACUAUUAUGCCAAAUAACCAUUAUGACGAAUAGUUGUAUGCAGAACAGCAUUAUGCCAAACGGCCCUCUUCCAAAUCAUACAGUAACAUGUUAUAUUGGAGCUUGCGAACAAAUUGCCACAUUCGGUGGUUUUUGAACACUCGGAAUGGAAUUAGAAUUUUACGUUCUCUUGAUUUAUAUAUUUUGCUAAUAUUUGACAAAAUCUUGGCAAAACUAGAUAACUAAUUAUUUUCGUUUCCGUAUAAUCUUACAUUCGUCUCAAUAAUUCAGUUUUGCUUGUUAAAUCAUUGUUUCUAUUUAAUACUUGCUUUGAGAUUUUGUCGAAACCAAAGAAUCGAAUGAAGGAGAAACACAGGGUCUUAGUGAAAAUGUUAACUUGGCACAUUUGAAGAAUAUCUAUUAUAUUUGCUUAUCGCUAUAACUAUUUUAAGAGUAAGGUGAGAAACAACACGUAAGCAGGCAAAUCCACGCGCUUCUGUUAUCUUAAAUGAAACUAGUUUCACUUAAAUACAGAUACUCUAUGCAAUUUGGCAAGAAAUUACUGCUUAUUUAUCAAGUAUCAACUAAUAUUCUGUAACAUUAGAUCGUAAACUAGCUUUUGCUUAUAUCAUGAAAUUUAGACAACCGCAUGUUAGUGCGAAAACAGCCGAAACGAUCGGUCGAACUGUCCUAUUGCAUUUAGAAAGGAUAAUAGUGUGGUGAAAGACAAGGCAUACUGUAGGCUUAUAAGUAGGAGAAAAGGAAUGAAAGGCGUUUAACAAAAUGGGUGCUUUUUAUAUACAGAAACCGCAAAGCAGAAACUGAAAGAUGAAUGAAACCGGAAUGAUGUAAUUACUGCUCGAGAUGAGACAAACUACGUAUUAUGUUAUACUUUGCAUGAGGAAAAUAUACAAACAAAAUUGAACUAUUAUUUGGGAACUAACAAGUGCUUUCAAGGGAACUGAAAAAUAAGUGUUGCCCUAUUCUCGUUUGCUCUUAUUUAUCUGUAACCUGUUUUAACGUUUAUCGACCAUUGUACAGAAUUUUCGUAUGUUGCUUGUGUCUUUGUAAAAAAACAAUGCAACAAAAAAGGAAAUUGAAAGUUUAUAAUUAGGAUAACACUAUACUCUAAAUUUCAUGUUACAUGUUUUUAUGGAAAGCAACUUGUAUUUAGAUAACUGUAUAUUAAAGUAAUUGGAACAUUAGUUGAUAUGGUUAAACAAUAUUCGCUUUUGUAACAGAAUCACUAAAAUCACGCAAUUAGUUGGAUUCAAUUCCAAGAGAAUCAAUUCAAAGGAUUAAGAUUAUCUUGACAUCCAGCGGCAACAAUUACGGCUGCCAUCUUUGCUGCAUUACGCUGUGGCAAAUCGAGCCCGAAUCGAACAAUUAGACGAAAAAAUAAAUCUCAAACCCAAACCACAAUCCUCAAAGAGAGAGAAAAGCAUUCCCCAUACCGUAUAUUUUGGAAACUAGAAAACAAAAACACUGCCGUUGCAGUUGCAUCUGAAAUCACACUCACAAAAUCUAUCAUUAUCAGUCAUUAUCAAAAAACCACAGAGUAAAUCGACGCAUACGCAGAGUGUACAUGUUUUUUGCAUAAAAGAGAGGACCCCUAUUUACAACUGGCACAAGAACUUGCCGUUUAAAGAAAAUGAACGAGGUUUGAAAACGAAACGUGCAUAAAGCAACGAUGACAGAUGAUAUUUUAUUCCGCGACGGAAAAAUUCUAAUUAUCAGAAAGACGGAUGAUUGAAGUAUUUUUUGAUGAAUACCUUUGAAUUCCAGAUUUCAAAUCCGUAACAUAACUAUCAAUUACUGCGUAAACUAGCACUACUAGACGACUUCGUAAAAAUAAUUGGAAUGAAAAAAAAUCUUAAAAUUGGUUACAAAACACUACGCAACCAAUGGCGCUCAUUCCAAAAUAUGGCGUUAAUGAUAAAAAUUUUCACGAGAUAUUGUAUCCAUGUGAUUUCAAACAAUAGGGAAAAUCGUAAUUAGAAUUGAAUCUCAACCAGACUACUGUAGGUAACAACAUCACUUGUACUUUAUUAUUCGGAAGUCAUUGAUGUAAUAAUUCUUAUGCCGCGAAAUAAAUCACUAUCGAAACAGA
This is a messenger RNA of Malaya genurostris, 9285 nucleotides long. RefSeq names its product neuroglian. Gene Ontology annotation, molecular function: protein binding. The record is from RefSeq and is a predicted model, not a curated record. Gene Ontology annotation, biological process: cell-cell adhesion. Lineage: Eukaryota; Metazoa; Arthropoda; Insecta; Diptera; Culicidae. Bases 531 to 4346 code for a protein of 1271 amino acids. The transcript is spliced from 10 exons.